AUGCGUCUCCACGUCCUCACCCUCCUCGCCACCCUUACAGCCGUACUAGCCCUCCCUACCGAAGUCUUGCAGGCCAAACCCGUCUCGGCCAAACGCGACCCCAUCACGGGGUUAGAUCCACGCCAAAACUACUGCUUCGGCUUCGGCAACAUCUGCUUCAACGAUGAUGACUGCAAGGCUGUGGGUUGCAGAGGAUGCAUCUCCGCCCCUGAUGUUGACCCGCAACACGACAUAUGCUAUUGA
This is a messenger RNA of Paraphaeosphaeria sporulosa, 243 nucleotides long. RefSeq lists its product as uncharacterized. The transcript has 2 exons. NCBI's taxonomy places the organism in Eukaryota, Fungi, Ascomycota, Dothideomycetes, Pleosporales, Didymosphaeriaceae. The record is from RefSeq and is a predicted model, not a curated record. Bases 1 to 243 code for a protein of 80 amino acids.